This is a messenger RNA of Danaus chrysippus (African queen), 2805 nucleotides long. Lineage: Eukaryota; Metazoa; Arthropoda; Insecta; Lepidoptera; Nymphalidae. The record is from the annotation of a GenBank genome assembly.
AUGGCUGACGAAAGGCUAGUGGUCCUGAAUCGUUGUGACAACUUGGGAUUUGGAUUUUCUUUACUCGGCGAAGCCGGUUUGCCUCAUAUUAUUUACGAAAUCGAAGAAAAUUCUCCAGCUGCUAAGAGUGGUGAGGUAGAGGUUGGUGAUGUAUUGCUCAAGGUCAAUGGAACUGAUGUCAAUAGAUUCAGCACACGAGAAGUCUUAAAAUGCUUGCGAUUAUCAGCGGAUCCUGUGACUCUUCGUCUCAAGAAAGAUCCACAGAUCAAAGCGAACGUACGACGCUAUCUCUCAUCCGGCGAGAGGCGUCCUAGCGGGCCACGUAUCAAACAAGAUAAAUGUGGAUCUCCUCCGUCUAGUAAUUCUAAUAGUUCGUCGAGUUCGUCGAACGGUCUAGUUCGGUCUGGCGAGAGCUGUGAAGCGUUGAUUGAAGAUCGGUCUGACAGACCGAGACUCACUCAACCUAAGUUCGAGGCCUACAUGAUGACUGGCGACCUCAUGCUGAACCUCUCCAGGGUUGAGCACCCGCAUCAUAACCACCACGCGCCCACCCAUCGCACACACUACCAUAGAUAUAAUUCAACCCCAGCCUCCCCUAGUGAAAACCGUCUAGCAGCCCGUGUUGAACUAACACAGAGGCACAACUCAUCACCCAACACCGGCCUAUCGGAUCAUGCGAGUAAAAUGUUCAAUUCCCAGCCAGCAUCUCCCGCCGGUGGUAAUAACUCAUCAGCUGAAUCCAAUACGAGGACCCAACAUAUAGUCAGAACAUCAAGAUCCGAAGAUCAUCUACAGAAGGAAUCGUCUUUGAGCGCGGUCGCCGUUGAUAUGGAAGAGGAUGUGACGUCAUCGCUCAAUACACUAUUGGACGCUCGGCCUGACUCCGCUACACCGGGACCUCGAUCGGAUUCCGACGAAAGAGACAGGAUUGUAUGGACGUACAACGCCCCGGUGUCUCAAUGUAACGGCUCAGCGGCGACAUCAAACUCUACCUCCAUAUCAGAUGGAAUGUCACAACGGUCUUCUUCCCCGUUAUCUCCAACAUCAGCGUCGUGGUCCGCUCUAUCCCCACCACAUCGAGCGCCCCCCCUACCUCGAGCACCACUCAAUGGUGAUAUGAGUUUAUCGGAGGCCGUAUCAAAUAUAUCGAGCCCUGAUUUCCAAGAUCAAGACGACAUGUUCGAAACGGGUCGCGAAUGUCCCAGAAUGGAACUAUCCGACCCAUCGGAUUCUGACUCAACAAUACUAGUUUCCGAGCCGUGUCACAAAAGGGCUAAAUCAAACUCUACGUACUCAACGGAACACGGAAGUGACGUCACACUCAACGGCGACCACAGCAAGGAGUACAGGAUAGUCAUACAAGUGAAGGGCCCCGACAAACAGAACAAUUCCAGCGAUAAUGUCAAUAAUAAUAAUAAUACUAAUUACGCACAAAAUGGAAAAGAAAACGGGCAUAACUCACCCGAAAAUCAAGGUUAUCAGGAGCUAUGUAGCGGUUCCGACGCGUGUUCAGAUGACGGUUCAGACGGUGACUCUCUACACUCAUUCCACUACAGUCCUAAAGCAGUGGACAUACCUUCAGCUGAGAGGCUCGCGAAAAGACUUUAUAAUCUAGACGGGUUCAAGAAAUCUGAUGUUUCAAGACAUUUAAGUAAAAACAAUGAUUUCUCCCGCGCCGUAGCAGAGGAGUACGUGAAACAUUUCGAGUUCGCAAACACUACUUUAGACGAAGCGUUGCGAGCGUUCCUCGCGAGGUUCGCGCUUAGUGGAGAAACACAGGAAAGGGAACGAGUCUUAGUUCAUUUCUCACGACGGUACUUAGAGUGUAAUCCGGGGGCGUUCAACUCACAAGAUGCGGUUCACACGCUCACGUGUGCUAUAAUGUUACUUAACACGGAUCUCCACGGCUGUGGAGGUACGUUCAGGCGUAUGUCGUGCGCAGAGUUCAUAGACAACUUGGCUGAUCUCAACGACGGAGAAAAUUUCCCUAGAGAAACAUUGAAACAUUUGUACCACGCUAUACGGAACCAACCGCUGCAAUGGGCACUCGAUUCCGAAGCAACAAACGAGAUUCGUACCGCACCCGCCGUUGGUAAUAAUCCGUUCUUAGACCUGCCAGACCAGAGCCGCGCGGUUGAAUAUAAGAAGGGUUACGUCAUGAGGAAAUGUUGUUACGACGCUAACGGAAAGAAAACUCCAUUCGGUAGACGUGGUUGGAAGAUGUUCUACUGCACGCUGCGUGAUCUAGUCCUUUACCUGCACAAAGACGAACACGGCUUCCGAAGGAGUCAGAUGUCUGAUAACCUGCACAAUGCUAUACGAAUACAUCACGCCCUGGCGACGAAAGCCACAGACUAUACAAAAAAACAACAUGUUUUUAGACUGCAAACUGCUGAUCAGGCCGAAUACUUGUUCCAGACAAGUGAUUCAAAGGAGUUAUGCUCAUGGGUGGAAACUAUCAACUUUGUAUGCGCGUCGUAUUCAGCCGCGCCUUUGGCCGGCGCCGUCGGCUCGCAAAGGAAAUUCCAAAGACCACUGCUGCCUUGCACUCACACGAAACUAUCUAUGCGAGAACAACUAGCAGAGCAUGAGGAGCGUGCGGCCCGUUUAGAGGAGGAAUUGGCAGCGUUGAGACUAGCGAGAGAUCCACAUAGCAGGGACAAAGAUCAUUACCUCAUGCACGAGAUAAAGAGGUAUCGAACAUACGCGUACGUGAUGCGUACUCGAGGCGGCGGUAUCGGUGCUGAGGAGAACGCGCCCGCGCUGCCCGAGCGACCCCACAACCCUCACCACGCGCCGCCCUGA